CCAUGGUAUCAUGGAAGGAGACAAUGACUCUGUGGUGACUGAAUUUAUCCUGGUAGGAAUUUCUGGUGGCCCUCAUGUGAAGUUCACCCUCUUUGGCUUCCUUUUUGCAAUCUACCUACUGACCCUGGUCGGAAACACUCUCCUGAUCCUGCUCACCAGAGUAGAUCUCCGACUCCACACUCCCAUGUACUUUUUCCUCAGUAACUUGUCCUUCUUAGAUAUCUGCUAUAUCACCAUCAAUGUCCCUCAGUUGAUGGUCCAUUGCCUCUCCAAGAGACCCUCCAUCUCCCUGGGCAGGUGCUUGGCUCAGAUGUACAUCUCACGCUUCUUGGGGAUAACUGAGUGCCUUCUGCUGGCUGUGAUGGCUUAUGACCGCUGGGUGGCCAUCUGCAAGCCACUCAGCUAUACCCUCGUCAUGAGCAACAGGGUCUGCCUCCAACUGGCAGCCAUGUCAUGGAGUGGCAGUUUCCUCCUGUGCCUGUCUGAUUUCCUGGCCAAGCAACCUCGUUUUUGCGGGCCCAACUUCAUCAACCACUUUGCUUGUGAGCUCCAGUCCAUGCUGAAGCUGGCCUGUUCGGACACCCGCAGCAACCAAAUCGUGAUGAUCAGCACCAGCGUCCUGGUCCUGCUGGUGCCCUUUUCCUUCAUCCUCGUGGCCUAUGUCCACAUCAUUGUGGCAGUGCUGAGGAUCCACUCCACCCAGGGCAGGACCAAGGCCUUCUCCACCUGUGCCUCCCACAUCACAGUGAUGGCCUUGUUUUAUGGGGCAGCCAUCUUUGUGUAUCUGCGUCCUCAGUCCAAAUCUUCUGCGGAUCAGGACAAGUACAUUUCCCUCUUUUACGGAGCAGUUACUCCAGUUCUAAACCCUCUGAUCUACAGCCUGAGAAACAAGGAUGUGAAGGAGGCCCUGAGGAAGUUGGCAGGAGCAAAAAUGAAUUGCUGA
Messenger RNA from Gopherus evgoodei (Goodes thornscrub tortoise), 943 nucleotides. RefSeq names its product olfactory receptor 13H1-like. Gene Ontology annotation, biological process: G protein-coupled receptor signaling pathway. Gene Ontology annotation, molecular function: G protein-coupled receptor activity; olfactory receptor activity. Lineage: Eukaryota; Metazoa; Chordata; Testudines; Testudinidae. The record is from RefSeq and is a predicted model, not a curated record. Gene Ontology annotation, cellular component: membrane. The transcript has a single exon. Bases 11 to 943 code for a protein of 310 amino acids.